Messenger RNA from Oryza sativa Japonica Group (Japanese rice), 2776 nucleotides. Its product is annotated as G-type lectin S-receptor-like serine/threonine-protein kinase RKS1. Gene Ontology annotation, biological process: recognition of pollen; protein phosphorylation. Gene Ontology annotation, molecular function: ATP binding; protein serine/threonine kinase activity. The record is from RefSeq and is a predicted model, not a curated record. NCBI's taxonomy places the organism in Eukaryota, Viridiplantae, Streptophyta, Magnoliopsida, Poales, Poaceae.
AACUCUUGAUGCUGGAAAAAAAAAAAACUCGCCCAAUGAAAUUUCAUUCAGACUGCAAUUUUCAGAGUUUAUGUAUCUGAUUGUGCACUUCGAAGCUGCUCCUCCUGAUUCUGUAAUCCUGUAGAGUACAGAAGGGAAUACAAAUCUUGGUGAUGGAUAGUACAGCUUGUACUACCAUCGUCGUCUUCCUCCUCCUCUUGCCGCGGUUGUGUUCGUCGGCCAGCGACAAGAUAGAGCUUGGCGAGCAACUGUUGCCGGGGCAAACAAGAGCUUCGGAUGGCGGGGCCUUCGUGCUAGGCUUCUUCUCGCCGUCCAAUUCCACACCGGAGAGGCAGUACAUCGGCAUAUGGUACAACAUCACCGACCGCACCGUGGUGUGGGUGGCCAACCGGGAAGCUCCGGCGAUCGCCGCCGGCAGGUCCAUCGCCCCGAGGCUUGCGCUGACCAACGACUCCAACCUCGUCUUGUCCGACGCCGACGGCCGCGUUCUUUGGUCGACCAAUGUCACCGCCGGCGUCGCGGCUGGGCGCUCGACCUCGCCGCCGGUGGCCGAGCUCCUCAACAAUGGCAACCUCGUCAUCCGGUCGAACGGCGCCAUCCUGUGGCAGAGCUUCGACCACCCGACCGACACGCUCAUACCUGAGAUGAAGAUCCAGCUGAACAAACGGACGCGGCGUGGCGCGCGCCUUGUGUCCUGGAAGGACGCCGGCGGCGACCCCUCGCCGGGGAGCUUCUCGUACGGCAUGGACCCGGAGACGUCGCUCCAGCUCGUCAUGUGGAACGGGUCCAGGCCGUACUGGCGCACCACCGUGUGGACGGGCUACCUCACCUCCGGCCAGUACCUCGCCGCCACCGGCACGACCAUCUACCUCGACGUGGUGGACAACGACGAUGAGAUCUACGUGAAGCUCAGGGUCUCCGACGGCGCCUCGCCGACGCGGUACGUGAUGACCAGCUCCGGCGAGUUCCAGCUCCUGGGCUGGGACAAGAGCUCGUCGGAGUGGAUCACCUUCAGCUCGUUCCCGACGCACCACUGCACCACGUACGGCUACUGCGGGCCGAACGGCUACUGCGACAUCACGACGGGCGCCGCCGCCGCGUGCAAGUGCCUCGACGGCUUCGAGCCGGCAAGCGGCGGGGAGUGGAGCGCCGGCAGGUUCUCGGGGGGUUGCCGGCGGAAGGAGGCGCCGCCGUGCGGUGGCGGGGAUGGUUUCUUGGCGCUGCCGCGGAUGAAGGUGCCGGACAAGUUCUCGACGCUCGUCGGGAACAUGACGUUCGACGAGUGCGCGGCGAGGUGCGCCAUGAACUGCUCGUGCGAGGCGUACGCCCACGCCGACCUGAGCAGCAGCAGCGCCCGGGGGGACAUCGGCCGGUGCUUGGUGUGGGCCAGUGAGCUUAUCGACAUGGUGAUGAUCGGCCAGACGACAUGGGGCCGCGCCGGCGAGACGCUCUACCUCCGUGUUCCUGCAAGUUCAACAGGUAGCAGGGGAAGGGGAAAUGUUGUGAAAAUUGCUGUGCCAAUACUGGCCAGCGCUUUAGUGCUCACCUGCAUUUUCUUUGUAUAUUUCUGCAAGUCCAGAGAGAAUAGAAGAAAAAGAGAUAGCCAGAAGACGUUGGUUCCUGGAAGUAGGAAUACUUCAAGUGAACUUCUUGAGGAAAAUCCUACUCAGGAUCUUGAAUUUCCAUCCAUACGAUUCAGUGAUAUUGUUGCUGCAACAGACAACUUCUCCAAAUCAUGUUUGAUCGGACGUGGAGGAUUUGGAAAGGUUUACAAGGUAACAUUAGAAAAUGGUCAAGAAGUUGCAAUCAAAAGGCUCAGCAAGGAUUCUGACCAAGGAAUAGAGGAGUUCAAAAACGAGGCUAUUUUGAUUGCCAAAUUACAGCAUAGGAACUUGGUUCGACUUCUUGGCUGUUGCACUGAGGGAUCUGAAAAGUUGUUGAUAUAUGAAUACUUAGCUAACAAAGGCCUAGAUGCUAUUCUUUUUGAUGGUGCGAGAAAAUCACUGCUAGACUGGCCGACACGAUUCGGGAUAAUCAAAGGUGUCGCUAGAGGACUUCUUUAUCUCCACCAAGAUUCAAGAUUAACUGUAAUACAUAGAGAUCUCAAGGCAAGCAAUAUUUUGCUGGAUGCUGAAAUGAGACCCAAAAUAGCAGAUUUUGGUAUGGCCAAAAUUUUUGGUGAAAACCAGCAAAAGGCGAAUACCAAAAGAGUUGUGGGAACAUAUGGCUACAUUGCUCCUGAAUAUUCUACCGAGGGAAGCUUUUCUGUCAAGUCUGACGUCUAUAGUUUUGGAGUACUGCUCUUGGAGAUUGUAAGUGGUAUCCGGAUAAGCUCUACCGAUAUCAUGGAAUUCCCAAGCCUUAUAGUCUAUGCAUGGAGCCUAUGGAAGGAAGGCAAGGCGAAAAACCUGAUAGAUUCAUCCAUUGCGGAGAGCAGUUCAUUGGAUGAAGUCCAGCUUUGCAUCCACGUCGGGCUCUUGUGUGUAGAAGACAACCCGAACAGCAGGCCGCUCAUGUCAUCUGUUGUGUCCAUCUUGGAGAAUGGAAGCACAACAUUUCUGGCAAUGCCAAAUCAGCCUGCAUAUUUUGCACAAACAACAAGUGAAAUGGACAAAAUGACAGACGGUAGCUCUAGAAACACCAUGACUAUGACAGUUCUUCAGGGACGGUAGAGCAACUCAAACUUAAUGUAGAUGUGUCAGGACGGUAGAGCAACUCAAACCUAAUGUAGAUGGCUCUUGUUUUACCAGAAUAAUGCUUGGGAGGUUGGAGUGCU